AUGGCUGCGACAACGAGUGCUUCUCAAACGAAGUUGAACGAGCUUCUGGACGCAAUUCGUAAUGAAUUUGGACAAAUCUCGCAAGAAGCCAACACCUACCGGUUACAGAACCAGAAGGACUAUGAUUUCAAGAUAAACCAGCAAUUGGCGGAGAUGCAGCAGAUCCGGAACACCGUGUAUGAGCUGGAGCUCACACACCGCAAGAUGAAGGAUGCGUACGAGGAGGAAAUUGGGAGAUUGAAACUGGAACUGGACCAGAGAGACCGGCAGGUUGCGUCGCUUGCGGCUGCUGCUCAACAGCAGCAGGUGCAGCAGGUGCAGCAGGUGCAACAAGUUCAGCAGGUGCAAGCUCAGCAGGCGCAUCAGGCCCAGCAACGACAGCAACAGGCACAACAGCAACAACAACAGGCACAACAGCAACAACAGGCCCAGCAGCAGCAGCAGCAGCAGCAGCAGCAACAACAACAACAACAGCAAGUGCAGCAGCAACAACAACAGCAGCAGGCACAGCAGCAGGCACAGCAACAACAGGCACAGCAGCAGCAGCAGCAGCAGCAGCAGCAGCAGCAACAGCUCCAGCAACAGCAAGUAGCCGCUACUUCCGUGCCAGCGUCUUCGAAACCAAUCUUGAACUCUCAGGCUUCCCAAACUCCGCUGGUGGGUCCCGCUAGCUUGGCUCCAAAUCCAACAGGCACACCUUCCGCCAACAGACCAUUGCUGGAAAGCUCCCAGUCUGCUUCGGGAGCCACCCAGGCUCCGCAGAUGAGAAAGCUUUCAUCAGUGGACCAACCUCCUGCCAACAACGUACCCGGUAGUGUGUCGGCACCUUCCAUCAAGUCUGCGCCUGAUACGCCCGCUGCAGCUGUUCAAUCAAUUCCCCAGAUUCAAGCUCCUAACGCGGGCCUUGUGCCUCUUCAGCAAUCACCUCCUGCCCCCGGUACGUCUGCUGCUACUGUUCAAAACCCACCUACCAUCCCACCAGUGAUUAGCAACCCAGCGGCUGCAACAACAGCAACUCCAUUUUCUGAAACUAAGCCACAGGAAUACUACUUAGUGCCACCUCAUCAACGUGGAUCUCAUGCUAAACCAAUCCCACCAUUCUUGCUUGACUUAGACUCUCAAUUGGUUCCUCAACACUUGAAAAAACAAACCGGCGAUUAUUAUAUCCUAUACAACCCUGCUUUGCCCCGUGAGCUCGACGUUGAUCUGCACGUCUCUCUCGAUCACUCCUCUGUCGUUUGCUGUGUAAGGUUCAGCAACAGUGGUGAGUUUUUGGCUACAGGUUGUAACAAGACCACUCAAGUGUACAAAGUGUCGACUGGUGAGCUUGUGGCUAGACUUUCUGAAGACGUUGCUUCCAAUUCUUUUGGAGCUAACGGCUCUACAGAAAAUUCGGAUUCUAACGUGGCGGUCUCCACUGCUUCGUCGGACCUUUACAUCAGAUCUGUUUGCUUCUCUCCAGACGGCAAAUUUUUGGCCACAGGUGCCGAAGACAAGCUCAUUCGUAUCUGGGAUUUGACAACUAGAAGAAUUGUAAUGACUUUGCAAGGGCACGAACAAGAUAUCUAUUCUUUGGAUUAUUUCCCCUCCGGUGACAGAUUAGUAUCGGGCUCUGGAGACAGAACGGUCAGGAUAUGGGAUUUACGCACUGGUCAAUGCUCUCUCACUUUAUCAAUUGAAGAUGGCGUUACUACUGUGGCCGUAUCACCUGGAGAUGGUAAAUUCAUAGCUGCCGGUUCUCUAGAUAAAACUGUCCGUAUUUGGGAUUCAGAGACAGGGUUUUUGGUCGAAAGGCUAGAUUCCGAGAACGAACUAGGAACAGGCCACAAAGAUUCUGUUUAUAGUGUCGUCUUCACUCGUGACGGUCACGGCGUUGUGUCUGGAUCCCUGGAUAGAUCGGUAAAACUCUGGAAUCUCAGAAGUGCAAAUGGUACCGCCAACGAUGUAAAGGCCAGCAAUGCGGCUAGUGAGGUGACGUAUACAGGCCACAAAGAUUUCGUUCUGUCUGUGGCGACAACAGAGAAUGAUGAAUUCAUACUUUCGGGCUCAAAAGAUCGCGGUGUUCUCUUUUGGGAUACGCCUUCUGGAAAUCCUUUAUUGAUGCUCCAGGGUCAUAGAAACUCAGUCAUCUCCGUAGCAGUGGCCAACGAUCAUCCACUAGGUCCCGAAUAUGGCGUGUUUGCUACAGGUAGCGGCGAUUGCAAAGCAAGAAUUUGGAAAUACACCAAGAGAAAACCGGAAUCAGAACUCAAAAUUAGAGAGGUUAACGAAUGA
Lachancea sp. 'fantastica' is the source of this 2274-nucleotide messenger RNA. NCBI's taxonomy places the organism in Eukaryota, Fungi, Ascomycota, Saccharomycetes, Saccharomycetales, Saccharomycetaceae. The record is from the annotation of a GenBank genome assembly.